AUGGCGUCGUCGACUCCCUCAGAAGACUCGAGCAGUCCGCUGCAGUCGCCCUCAUCCAUAGCCUCUCCCCCAGAGUCCCCAGACUCGACCCGUCCACCAAUGUCGCCUCACUCCGUUUCUUCACCCCCACCUUCCUCGGCCGCCAACAUGACCCAGUCGUCCACGCCGCUUGGUAAUGUCAAUGCUGCUAGACGCCCUGCUCCUACCGUCAGCACUCUCGGUCGUGGAGGUGCUGUCAACNCGNACAUCCUUGCCAGAAUGAAGGCCUUCCACUUGAACAGACAAGGUGCUCCUGCUGCAGGUCGCAACCCUCCAAGUACUCCUGCUGCUGCCACUCCUGGUCCUGGCGGUCCAUCCCCGACCGGUCCUCAGAUGCCCGGUGGUCUUCCCGCUAACUUCCGUAUGCCACCCGGUGUUCCUGGCAGUCGCCCUGGUCCUCCAAGCUUUGCUUCAUCUCCCAAUGUCGGCGCCGGCAGAGGUCCCUCACUUGCCGAGAAGCGUGGUCUCAAAAUGCCUGGCGGUCUUCCUGGCGCUCCCCCAGCCGCUGGCGGCAGACAAAAACCUAAGAUGACUUUGUCUGGCAUGGGUGGUGGUGCCAAUGGCGACUCCGCUCCUCCCAAGCAAGAAUCUGCCAUGGAUCGAUACGCUGAAUACAUUGACAAAGAAACGGGCAGUCUGAAAUUCAAGGGCAAAGCCGUCCUCAACAGCAAAGGAGUCCAGUUCUCGUCAGGUCAAUCAUUCCAGAUUUCGCUGGACGAAGUCGACACCCUUGACGAGUUGGGCAAAGGAAACUACGGUACAGUCUACAAGGUUCGUCAUUCAAGACCACAAAUGCGCAAGGUCGGCCAAGGUUUGGCAGGCAACAAGGCUGGACCCGGCGAGACAAGAGAUGAGACAGCCGCUCCUCGCGGCAACACAACAGGCAUAGUCAUGGCCAUGAAGGAGAUGCGUCUCGAGCUCGAAGACUCAAAGUUCGCUACCAUCAUCAUGGAACUCGAUGUCCUGCACCGUUGCGCUUCCCNNCCCUUCAUCGUCGACUUUUACGGUGCCUUCUUCCAAGAAGGAGCCGUCUACAUCUGUAUGGAGUUUAUGGACGGUGGUUCCAUGGACAAGUUGUACGGCGAUGGUGUGCCCGAAAAUGUCCUCCGCAAGGUCACUCUUGCGACAACGCGUGGUCUCAAGUCUCUCAAGGAUGAACAUAACAUCAUUCAUCGCGACGUCAAGCCAACCAACAUCUUGGUAAACACGGCUGGUGCUAUCAAGAUUUGCGACUUUGGUGUCAGUGGAAACCUCGUUGCUUCGAUUGCAAAGACAAAUAUUGGAUGUCAGUCAUACAUGGCUCCUGAACGUAUCAGUUCUGGCGGAGUCGCUCAAGCCGGUGCCAACCCUGGUGGCGGUACCUACAGCGUACAGAGUGAUAUCUGGAGUUUGGGUUUAACCAUCAUCGAGUGCGCCAUGGGCAGAUACCCCUACCCACCCGAGACAUACGACAACAUCUUCAGUCAAUUGAGUGUGAGUAUUGAACAUUCUGUUCCCUGGUAUCAACUGCUGACAUUCAUAUCAGNNGCCAUUGUAGACGGAGAGCCGCCAGAUCUUCCUACCGGCGAGUUCAGCGACGCAGCGCGCAACUUUGUUGCAGGCUGUCUGAACAAGAUUCCCAAGCUUCGACCCACAUACGCCAUGCUUCUUCAACACGCAUGGCUCGCUCCAUUGAUGAAACCCGACGUUAUUUCGGAAGAAGACGAAGAAGCUGCCGAAGGCGAGGAGGCUGAUGUAGCACAAGGAGAAGGCAUUGGUGCAUCCGAGAGCGAUGUCGAUGCAGCAUCCAAAGCACAACAACUUGGAGACUCUGAGAAGUGGGUCGACCGUGAAGUUGGUGAAUGGGUGCGCGGACAGAUCGAGAAGAAGAGGAACGGCACAUUGGGCAAGAAGGCAAAGCCUGCACUCCACGCUGCUCCACUCGAUGCCACAUCCAGCACCAAGUCCAACAAAGGUGCAGUGGCAGUAUAG
Aureobasidium musti is the source of this 2010-nucleotide messenger RNA. The record is from the annotation of a GenBank genome assembly. Lineage: Eukaryota; Fungi; Ascomycota; Dothideomycetes; Dothideales; Saccotheciaceae.